Propithecus coquereli (Coquerel's sifaka) is the source of this 2157-nucleotide messenger RNA. Its product is annotated as canalicular multispecific organic anion transporter 1-like. Gene Ontology annotation, cellular component: membrane. Gene Ontology annotation, molecular function: ABC-type transporter activity; ATP hydrolysis activity; ATP binding. Gene Ontology annotation, biological process: transmembrane transport. The coding region runs from base 1 to 2157 and encodes 718 amino acids. NCBI's taxonomy places the organism in Eukaryota, Metazoa, Chordata, Mammalia, Primates, Indriidae. The record is from RefSeq and is a predicted model, not a curated record. The transcript is spliced from 13 exons.
AUGUUUUCCAGCCUGCGGAGGUGGGACGCCAGCGGCUCUUACAAGCAAGUCCUGGGGGUGCUGGAUGCGCAGGCAUCUUUUUGUAAAGAGGCACAUACCAGAAAACCAUCUCUACUUUAUGCAUUGUGGAACACCUUUAAGUCUGCCCUGAUUCAAGUUGCUUUAUUCAGAGUUUUUGCUGAUAUUUUGUUUUUCACUAGCCCACUCAUAAUGAAGCAAAUGAUCAUUUUCUGUGAACACAGCUCAAAUUUUGGCUGGAUUGGCUAUGGUUAUGCAGUGGCACUUUUUAUUGUAGUCUUUUUGCAAACACUGAUCCUUCAGCAAUAUCAACGUUUUAACACACUCACCUCGGCAAAAAUUAAAACAGCUGUAAUUGGACAGAUCUACAAAAAGUCCCUACUUUUAUCAAAUGUUUCUCGAAAAAAGUUUUCUACUGGGAAAAUUAUUAACUUGAUGUCAGCAGAUGCCCAGCAGCUCAUGGACUUCACAGCAAAUCUCAAUCUCCUCUGGUCAGGCCCUUUUCAAAUUCUGAUGGCCAUAUAUCUCCUCUGGCAAGAGCUGGGUUCAGCAGUAUUAGCAGGGGUGGCUGUCCUUGUGUUCGUUAUACCAAUAAAUGCAUUAGCUGCAACUAAAGUAAAAAAGCUGAAGGUAAGAAAAUGCUUGAACAUAAAGAUUCCGGAAGGAGCAUUAGUGGCAGUUGUAGGGCAAGUUGGGUCUGGAAAAUCAUCUGUGCUUUCUGCCAUUCUGGGAGAAAUGGUGAAACUUACGGGAGUUGUCCAAAGAAAGGGUGUGAAUAUAAGUGGGGGCCAGAAGCAUCGAGUCAGUCUGGCCAGAGCUGUCUAUAGUGGGGCCGAUAUCUACCUCCUGGAUGAUCCCUUGUCUGCCGUUGAUGUUCAUGUUGGAAAGCAGCUUUUUGAAAAAGUGAUAGGGUCCUUGGGCCUUUUGAAAGACAAGGUGAAGUUCUCAAUCAUUGUGAAAUACCUCCAAUCCUUCAACUGGCUCUGGGUGUGGCUGGUUGUGGUCACUUACCUAGGGCAGAAUUUGACGAGUAUUGGACAGAAUCUAUGGCUUAGUGCCUGGGCAAGAGAAGCCAAACACAUGAAUGAGUUCACAGAAUGGAAGCAAAUAAGAAGCUAUAAACUUAAUAUCUAUGGAUUAUUGGGAUUAACACAAGGUCUCUUUGUCUGCUCUGGAGCCUAUGUGAUCACCAAAGGAUCCCUGACUGCCUCUCGGACCAUGUAUGCCCAGUUGUUGAAUAACGUGCUGCAUCUCCCACUACAGUUUUUUGAAACUACCCCCAUAGGCCAGAUCAUCAACCGCUUCACCAAGGACAUGUUUGUAAUUGACACACGUUUCCAUUACUAUUUACGAAUGUGGAUGAAUUGUACAUUGGAUGUUGUUGGAACAGUUUUGGUGAUUGCGGGAGCUUUGCCACUCUUCAUUCUGGGGAUUAUUCCCUUGGUUUUCUUCUAUUUCUCUAUACAAAGAUAUUACAUGGCAAGCUCUCGGCAGAUUCGGCGGUUGGCAGGAGCUUCCCGUUCUCCUAUCAUUUCCCACUUUAGUGAGACUCUAUCAGGAGUGUCCACUAUCCGGGCAUUUGGACAUGAACACAGAUUCAUUCAGGAAAACAAAGAGGUGGUGAAUGAGAACUUGGUGUGCUUCUACAACGAUGUAAUUUCAAACAGGGCUCGAUAUCGAGAUGAUCUUGGUUUAGCAUUACAAAAUAUCACUUUCAAGACUCGUGAGGAAGAGAAGAUUGGAAUUGUCGGAAGGACUGGGGCAGGCAAAUCAACACUAUCAAAUUGCUUAUUUAGAAUUUUGGAGAGAUCAGGAGGCAAAAUCAUCAUUGACGGAAUCGAUAUAUCCACUAUUGGACUUCAUGACCUUCGUGGCAAACUUAAUAUUAUUCCACAGGUAAAUGUGGGACAACUGCAGCUUGUCUGUCUUGCUCGCGCUUUGCUUCGAAAAACAAAAAUUCUCAUUUUGGAUGAAGCAACAGCCUCCAUUGAUUUUGAGACUGAUAACUUGGUGCAGACCACAAUCAGGAAGGAGUUUUCCGAUUGCACCAUCCUGACGAUUGCUCACAGACUGCAUUCUAUCAUUGAUUCAGACAGGUAUGCUUGCUUUCUUCUCAGAACUACAACAAUUUCUGCAUAG